This is a messenger RNA of Coregonus sp. 'balchen', 3349 nucleotides long. NCBI's taxonomy places the organism in Eukaryota, Metazoa, Chordata, Actinopteri, Salmoniformes, Salmonidae. The record is from the annotation of a GenBank genome assembly.
AUGUCCUCAAGAGUGACAGGGAGGAUAACAUGGCGACCACCUUUCACUGUGCCACCCGUUGGCUUGGCACACGUUCAGUCCACCGGUAAGAUAUAUUACAUUGACCUCCCUGUCCUCAAUAAAGACGAGCAGUUUGUGAGAGGGUCUGGACCUGGUGGUCAGGCGACCAACAAAACCAGCAACUGUGUGGUGCUCAGGCACAUCCCAAGUGGCAUUGUCUAACACAGGGAUUGGCAAUCCAGUCCUCGGGGGCCUGAUUGGUGUCACACUUUUACCCCAGCCCCAGCUAACACACCUGCCUCUAAUAAUCAACUAAUCAUGAUCUUCAGUUUAGAACGCAACGAGUUUAAUCAGCUUUAUACAACAACGGGUGGGUCUAAUCCUGAAUGAUGAUUGGUUAAAACCGCAUUCCAGACAGUGUCUAUUCCACAAAUUACCACCGGCUAAAUCUAUGAAGGUAAAAUGCCUAUUUACUCUGUUCCAUCUGACUGCGCAAUCAACUGUCUCAUCAACCCAGCCAGGCAAUUGAUAAACUUGAUCUCCGCUAUAAAAAGCAUCUAGACAUUAUCUGACAUUUCUUUUAGACUAACAUUUAGUUUUCAACAGCUGAGAUUUGUAUAAACUUUGCUGUCUGUCUCUCUGACAUUUGCAACAUUGUUUCAAUAUUCAAAUUCGAUCUCCAGCUGUCACAUAGUAAUGAAUGUGUCGGGAAGAGACAGACAGGCAGCGUUUCUCAGCCAGUCGAGAUGUCUAGAUGCUUUUUAUAGUGGAGAUCAAGUUUAUAAAUUGCCUGGCUGGACUGAUGAGACAGUUGAUUGCCCAGUCAGAUGGAACAGAGUAAAUAGGCAUUUUAAUGUCAUAGAUUUAGCCAGUGAUCAUUUGUGGAAUAGACACUUGCUAAAAUGCGGUUUUAACCAAUCAGCAUUCAGAAUUAGACCCACCCGUUGUAUAAUUAAAUGAUAAUGGCCGAGAAGCCGAUGUUUGGAGGAUAUAUUGGCCAAACCGUUCCUCCAAACACCAGCUUUGAGGGCAUUAUAACUUUUAUACAAAGGGUUACCAACAUAUUCAAAUAAUGACUGACAUAUAUUCAUUAAAAACGUUAUUUUGAUGAAUUUAUUCAUACUAUUUCAUCCUUCCACAAGAUAUAGUCCAGACCCACCCAUUGUAUAAUAGUAAAUAGAUACGGGUAUUUUGCUCUAUGCGAUCCGAUCUGAAGCGCAGUUUAACGGUAGAACACUCACUUUUUCCAUUGACGUUUGUAGGCUACGAAUACUGUAAUGUCAAAUCUCGAGUAGCCUAGACAAUAUUUCAUUUGUAAACAUAAUACAUAUAAUCAUUGCACCUUUUCUGGCCAUGAUGAGUUCAUAUUCCCGAAGUAGCCAUACAACCAACAAAUUACCAGCUGGUUGAGAGAAUGCCAAGAGUGUGCAAAGCCGUCAUCAAGGCAAAGGGUGGUUAUUUGAAGAAUCUCAAAUAUAAAACAUAUUUUGAUUUGUUUAACACCUUUUUGGUUACUACAUGAUUCCAUAUGUGUUAUUUCAUAGUUUUGAUGUCUUGACUAUUAUUCUACAAUGUAGAAAAUAGUAAAAAUAAAGAAAAACCCUUGAAUGAGUAGGUGUGUCCAAACUUUUGACUGGUAGUGUAGGUAGAGGUAAAGUGACUAUGCAUAGAUAAUAAACAGAGAGUAGCAGCAGCAUAAAAAGAGGGGGUGGGGGGGACAAUGCAAAUAGUUCGGGUAGCCACUUGAUUAGCUGUUCAGGAGUCUUAUCACUUGGGGGUAGAAGCUGUUAAGAAGCCUUUUGGACCUAGACUUGGCGCUCCGGUACCACUUGCCUUGCGGUAGCAGAGAGAACAGUCUAUGACUAGGGUGGCUAGAGUCUUUGGCAAUUUCUAGGGCCUUCCUCUGAGACCGCCUGGUAUAGAGGUCCUGACGGCAGGAAGCUUGGCCACAGUUAUGUACUGGGCCGUACGUACUACCCUCUGUAGUGCCUUGCGGUCGGAGACCGAGCAGUUGCCAUACCAGACGGUGAUGCAACCAGUCAGGAUGCUCUCAAUGGUGCAGCUGUAUACAUUUUUGAGGAUCUGAGGACCCAUGCCAAAUCUUUUCAGUCUCCUGAGGGGGAAUAGGCUUUGUCGUGCCGUCUUCAAGACUGUCUUGGUGUGUUUGGACCAUGAUAGUUUGUUGGUGAUGUGGACACCAAGGAACUUGAAGCUCUCAACCUGCUCCACUACAGCCCCGUCGAUGAGAAUGGGGGCGUGCUCGGUCCUCCUUUUCCUGUAGUCCACAAUCAUCUCCUUUGUCUUGAUCACGUUGAGGGAGAGGUUGUUUUCCUGGCACCACACAGCCAGGUCUCUGACCUCCUCCCUAUAGGCUGUCUCAUCGUUGUCGGUGAUCAGGCCUACCACUGUUGUGUCGUCAGCAAACUUAAUGAUGGUGUUGGAGUUGUGCUUGGCCAUGCAGUCAUGGGUGAACAGGGAGCACAGGAGGGGACUGAGCACGCACCCCUGAGGGGCCCCUGUGUUGAGGAUCAGCGUGGCAGAUGUGUUGUCACCUACCCUUACCACGGUGUUGAACGCUGAGCUAUAGUCAAUGAAUAGCAUUCUCAUGUAGGUGUUCCUUUUGUCCAGGUGGGAAAGGGCAGUGUGGAGUGCAAAAGAGAUGGCAUCAUCUGUGGAUCUGUUGGGGUGGUAUGCACAUUGGAGUGGGUCUAGGGUUUCUGGGAUAAUGGUGUUGAUGUGAGCCAUGACCAGCCUUUCAAAGCCCUUCGUGGCUACAGACGUGAGUGCUACGGGUCGGUAGUCAUUUAGGCAGGUUACCUUAGUGUUCUUGGGCAAAGGGACUAUGGUGGUCUGCUUAGAUAUAGGCCUACUGUUUUGGCCUAAUUCCAAUACUUCCAAAGUUUACCGCAAAUACAGUAUUAGUUCAUGAUGACUAUAACACAACCAAUCUUACAAUAUUACACAUGGAAAACAAGGAGAAACUUAGCAGUAUCCUUCCUGAGCCAUGGGCAUCUGAUGUAUGGGGUUAUUUUAUGUCCCCCAUAAGGGUUAAGUUUCCCAUUUAGGAGGUACUAUAAUCUGUCAAUUUUCUAUUUCUCAUACCUCUCUCCUAUUUUAGUGCCAUCAAACCAGAUCUGUGGACACAAACCUGAAAAGAGCUCGGGAGACAAUGAGGGAGAAUCGUGAGGUCACCUACAAGGGAGAAGAGCGCGACAUUAUGAAGAAUAAGAAGGAGUCAAUACAAAGGAAACAAGACAAGAGGAAAAGGGCAAAAGAGAAUUUGGAGAAGAAACUGUUCAAAGAGGCACUGUUGGCAGAUUCCAAACCAAGGGAUGAAAAGGAUGCAUGA